Molecule: messenger RNA, 525 nt
Organism: Arachis ipaensis
Lineage: Eukaryota; Viridiplantae; Streptophyta; Magnoliopsida; Fabales; Fabaceae
Source: RefSeq, a predicted model, not a curated record
AUGCUCAAAGUUGAUGCCGAAUUCUGGUGGGAUGGAGCAAGACGGUUGUUGGAGGAUGCUGGAACAGAUAUCAGCUGGGCCACCUUCAAGGAAGCUUUCUACAAGAAGUACUUCUCCCUUUCUGUUCGAGAGUCCAAGAAGAUGGAGUUUCUUCAGCUGAAGCAAGAUAGGAUGAGUAUUGCAGAGUACACAGAGAAGUUCGAGAGGCUCUGUAAAUUUUCCGCAAUGUAUAAGGCUAAUCCAGAUAAAAAGUGGAAGUGUAUGAAGUAUCAAGGAGGGCUCAGGGCAGAGAUCCUAACCACAAUAGCCCCACUGGAAAUCCGGGAGUUCUCCUCCCUUGUUAGCAAGUGCCAGGUGAUCGAAGAAUGCACACAAAAAACUAGCAUCAGAAAGAAGCGAGGCUUUCAAGAAAAGGCAGCUGAAUCAAGGAUCUUCUCAGCAGUUGUCACAGAAGAAGGCCUUUCUUGGAAGACCUACAGGAAGGCAACCUCAACAAGGCACGAAUCGCCAGAAACCUCCCACUAA